CCACGCUGAUCAUAUGAACGGGCCUUAUGCAUUUUCAGUGCCCAAAAAGCUGCCCUUCUCCUUAGCUUUUAUUGCAAGGUCUCAAGUCGAGUGUCCGGAGCGGCCAUCUAAAUCUAUCUUUAGCCCAUCCUAGCAAGUGAAUGGAAGCACCCGACUUAUCUUCACUGCUGUCAUCGAGGCAGCCGGUAUUUUUAGGGGACAGCAGCAGCUGCAAAAGCAUUUAACGGUCCUCCAUGAACAAUGACACUCAGGGUGUCUCAGGGCUGCCACACAGAUCAGGAGACUGCUCUCGAGUUGAGCUGACUGAAAAGAAAUCCCGCUAUCUUUGGUUCUUGGAUGUGACCAGUAGCCGUCUGACAAGAUGGAUAGAUAGCAAACUCGGUUAGCGUUUGAGAAGAUUCUGGAUUCCGGUUGGACAUUUUUAAAGAGUCGAUCUGUGUGUGAGGUUACUCAGCCAGUUUGGACUGCUGAGUUUGCCUUCGCGGCUCAAAGGGAGAGUGCCAGAGAGGAAUGUCUGUUGACGGUUGCUCCUGGGCGCUGAAGAGAGACCACUUGACCAUCUUCACAUUAAGAACCUUGUACAGUGAAGAAGAGGACAGCUCUGCACCAGUGAGGUCGAGCGGGAGAGAGGGACUGCAUGCCUGUUGUCUUCCUGGGGUGAGGUGAGGCUGGCCUGCGAGCAGAGAUGGAUGUGUUUGGGGGUGCUCCGCGCUUCUUGGCGUACCCACGCCCUGUGAUGGUGCAGAGCAGCACGGACGCCAUGCUGAAGUGUCAGAUCGGAGGCGAUCCCAGACCGGCGGUAGUCUGGGAACGCAACAAUGAAAAGAUCGACCCUGAGGGCCGAUACCGUGUCUUUGAGGAUGGGAACGUGUACAACCUCAUCAUCUCUGCAGUGACCGUGGAGGACAGCGGCCAGUACAUCUGCAAGGCCAAGAACAGCAUUGGGGAGACAUACGCUGCGGCCACCUUGAAGGUGGAGGGUGAGGCCCAGGAGAUGGAGCUGCGCGAGGAGAACAAGCCUCGCUUCCUCAUCAAGCCCCUCUCCACGCGUGUGGGCCGGGGCGAGGACGCAGUGUUCUCCUGCAAGCUGUGGGGCAACCCUCGCCCCGAGGUGGUCUGGGAGAAGGACGGAAGGAAACUCAACGAGAUCUUCGAAAGCACGCACUUCAGCGUGGGGUACCAGGACGGCGGUUGGUUUCAGUUAAAGAUUUUCAAGACUCGUGCACCAGACGGAGGAGUGUACACCUGCAAGGCCAGGAAUGAGUAUGGCGAGGGGUUGGCCGGGGCGGUGCUGCUUGUUGACGCCGGCCCCAGUCACGAGGAGGAAGGGAACAGGAACGGUUACACCAACGGUCACUGGAAGGCCCACCAGGCCAAACAGAGGAGCAGCAGGCAGGUAGCCACUCGCCUCAGGGAGGACACCGUAACCACCGCAGCCAAAGUUAAAAUGUUUGCCGUGACAGAAGGAAAGCAUGCCAAAUUCCGUUGUUUUGUGACGGGGAAGCCCAAACCGGAGAUUAUCUGGAGGAAAGACGGCAGGCUGAUCUUGUCUGGAAGACGCUAUCUGUUGUAUGAGGACAGGGAGGGAUACUUCACACUAAAAGUUCUCUACUGUAAGCAAAAGGACAAUGGAGUUUAUGUUUGUGCUGCUUCGAACACUGCAGGAAAGACUCUCAGUGCUGUACACUUAUCUGUGAAAGAGCCGCCUGUGCGGUUCAAACAGCCCCUCAUCGAUCUGGAGGUGUGGGAGCGUGACCUGGCGGUCCUGGAGUGUGAGGUUCCCGAGGACUCGGUCCCCAUCACCUGGUACCUGGAGGACAGGCGUCUGCAGCCGGGGGCCAAGUACGGCAUGGAGGAGUGGGGAACCAAACGGCGACUCACCAUCAGAGACAUCGGAGUGGAUGAUGAUGGGAUUUAUCUCUGUGAGAUGCCUGAUGGAGGGAGGAGCAUUGCAGAGGUCGCCGUUAAAGGCACAAUCAUGCGCAAACUUCCACGAAAAGUGGAUGUUCUGGAGGGGGAGAAUGCUGCGUUCUGCGUCGAGGUGGAGGAAGAGGAGAUGGACAUCCACUGGUACAAGGAAGGCACAGAGCUGCGAGAAACACACCAGACCAUCCUGAAGUCGUUUGGUAGAACUCACAUCCUGGUGUUUGUCAACACCACCCCCCAGGACUCUGGCCUUGUCACCUUCUUUGUGGGCAGAUCCAAGACGUCUUCUCAGCUCAGAGUAAAAGCUGCUAGGCACUGCCCCCCCAGCUGUCCCGUGGGGGUGCAGAUGAACACGGAGAGGGCCAACGCUGCUCUGCUCUCCUGGGUUCCUGCUCAGGACUCCAAGAAAAACCCUCCCUCAGGCUACGUGUUGGAGAGGCAGGAGGUGGGCACCGGAUCCCAGGAGUGGCUGCAGUGCCUGACCACGGACUCCGCCACGUCGGUGGAGAUCCUCGGCGACAGCGUUCCCUGUGAGGCCGACUAUCGCUUCCGUAUCUGCAGCGUCAACAAGUACGGCCGAAGCCCCAACGUGGAGUUCCCAAGAACCGUCCACUUGGUGCCUGUUGCCAGGAUACAAGCCCCUCUCCAGGAUGCGUUGGUGCCAGAAGGGCAGGAUGCCUGUUUCUCCAUCGAGCUGUCUGCCUCAGUUAUUGGGACUUGGUUCUUGAACGGCACUCAGGUUCAGGAGGACGAGCGCUUCUCCACGAGACGCUCUCGGACGCACCAGUCUCUUCGCAUCAGAGUGGUACGAGACACAGAAAAUGGGGCUGAGAUCACGUUCAUAGCCUACGGGAUUCGAGAUUCAGCUGCCCUGUACAUUCAAGCUCCUUUAGUGAAGUUCACACCACUGUCAGAGAUGGAUCGUAAUAAAUUUGUCGAACUCGGCAACCCAAUUGUGCUCUACUGCGAGCUCUCAGACCCAGCUGUCCCAGUACACUGGUACAAGAAUGGGGUGGAGUUACAAACAGAGGAAGGGCUUCACAUCCAAUCAGAGGGCACCAUGAGGAGGAUCGUCAUCCAAUCAGCAGAGUUCUCUCACUCGGGAGUGUAUUGCUGUGAUGCCAUCGACGAUGUCAUCAGAUUCAAUGUGGAAGUUGAGGCUCCACCUGUGAGGUUCUCAGCUGCUCCAGAAGCUGAGAGGACCAAGUCCGUCCCAGCAGGAGGUCCUCUUGUACUGCAGUGUGAGCUCUCAGACCCCACUGCCCAGGUCCACUGGUACAAGGAUGGGACCAAGCUCCUCCCUCAGAGGGGAGUAGACCUCCGGUCAGACGGUCUUACAAGGACACUGAUUGUCCAGUCUGCAGAAUUAUUCCAUGCUGGGUCAUACAGCUGCAAGACAAAGGGUGAUGCCAUCCAGUUCAAUGUGGAUGUUAAAGCUCCGCCUGUGGGAUUCUCAGCACUUCCAGAAGCUGAGAAGGUCAAGUCUGUAGAGGCAGGCUGUCCUGUCGUGCUGCACUGCACGCUCUCUGACCCUACAGCUCAAGUCGGCUGGUACAAGGAUGGAACACAGCUCUUUUCAAACUCUGGAAUAGACAUCCAAUCAGAAGACAAUGUGAGGACCUUUGUUCUCCAAUCAGCAGAGCCGUCGCACUCUGGAACGUACAGUUGUAUCUCAGAAGAUGAUUCUGUGGAGUUCCGUGUGGAGAUCCAAGCCAUACCCAUGAAGUUCACAGCUAUGUUUGAAGCUGAGAGGACUAAGUUUGUAGAUGCAGGCGACUGCUUUGAGCUACAAUGCCAGGUUACAGACCCCACUGCCCCGGUCGUCUGGUACAAGAAUGGGGAAAACAUCCCUCCACAAACUGGACUGGACAUUCAGUCUGACGGCACUGUGAAGAGACUUAUUGUCAAAUCGGCAGAGCUCUUUCACUCAGGCCUGUAUAGCUGUGAGACUUCUGAUGAUACCGUCCAGUUCACAGUGGAAAUCAAAGCUCCAGCAGUGACACUGUCACCAGAACCUGAGGUUGUGAAGAGCCAGUCGCUUGAAGGAAUCUGCCCCAUUGAACUACCCUGUGAGAUCUCAGACCCUGUACCCCAGGGGUCACUCCAAAAGGACGAAGCACAGAACCACUCUGAAACUGAACCUGGCUUCGAUUUGGGAGGCAUCAAGAGGGCCCUGGUUAUCGAACCCGCACACCCUUCCAACUCUGGGGCAUAUUAUUGUGCGACUGCGGAUGAUGUCGCCAAGUUAAUUGUACAAAACCAAGCUCCACCUAAGACAUUUGUGGUUGGUCCCGAAGCUGAUUUGACCAAGUCCAUAGAAGCAGGCUGCUCAAUUGUACGACAAUUUGAGAUCUCUGAUCCGAUUGUCAAGGCCUGCUGGUACAAAGAUGGAACACAGAUCUACCCCCAAAGUGGACUUGAGAAAGAGCAAUCAGACGGCAGCACACGGACUACGCUCCAUCCUUAUAGCUUACCCUGUGGGGGGAGGUUUGACUGCCAAACAGCUGGCGAGACCUGCCAGUUAAAUGUGGACAUCAAAGCAGAGCUGUCUCACUCUGGAGAUGACAGUUGUGAGAUAUCUGAUGGGUCUGCCCAAUGCACUAUGGAUAUCAAAGCUGCACCAGUGUGUCUCUCAGCUGGCCAGGACUCUGAGAAGAGCACAUGGUUAGAAGAUGGCUGUCCCUUGCAAGAUCCAUCUGAGGCCUUCAAUCCAGACAUCGAACUUCGUGAACGACAUGCAUUACAUUCCCCACACCAAUCAGAUGAGCACACGAUGCAGGCAUCAACUGUCCAAUCAAGGGGAUUCUACCAGUCCACACAUUCUACUGUGUCUCAAUCAGAAGAGCCAUUUCAGUCUGUCCAGACAUCUACCAUCCAAUCGGAAAAGCUUUACAAAUCCAUGCAGACAGCAUUCGUCCAAUCAGAGGAACUCUAUAACUCCAUGCAGACAGCAUCUGUCCAAUCAGAGGAGCCCUGUUCCUCCAUGCAGACAGCAUCUGUCCAAUCAGAGGAACUCUAUAACUCCAUGCAGACAGCAUCUGUCCAAUCAGAGGAGCCCUGUUCCUCCAUGCAGACAGCAUCUGUCCAAUCAGAGGAGCCCUGUUCCUCCAUGCAGACAGCAUCUGUCCAAUCGGGGGAGCCCUGUACCUCCAUGCAGACAGCAUCUGUCCAAUCGGGGGAGCCCUGUACCUCCAUGCAGACAGCAUUCGUCCAAUCAGAGGAACUCUAUAACUCCAUGCAGACAGCAUCUGUCCAAUCAGAGGAGCCCUGUUCCUCCAUGCAGACAGCAACAGUCCAAUCAGAGGGAAAUUAUUGCUCUAUGGAGAUAUCAACUGUCCAAUCAAAUGAGCUUUUUCACUCCAUACCAACAUCCCCUGCAUCAAGCGAGCUCCAGAACUCCACCCAGAAAGGGACUAUCCAAUCAGAGGAGGUAUUUUGCUCCAUACGGGCAGCAGCUGUACAAUCAGAAGAGCCUUGCAAAUGUAUGGCAGGAACUGUCCAAUCAGAUGAACCAUAUGAUGUCAAACGGAAUGGAAAUAUCCAGUCAGAAGCACUCUGUCAACUGACAGCAUGUGAUUGUCGCUUGGAUGAUGAUGUCAUUGCAUAUAUGGUGGAUGUUGAAGCACUUCCAGCUCCACCCGUAAGAAUCACAACACCUUGUGAAGCUGAGAGGAACCAGACCAUUGAAGCUGGCAGUCCCAUAGUGCUACGCUGUGAGAUAUCUGACCCUCAUGCUCAAGUCGCCUGGUACAGGGAAGGCCUAGAGCUGCAUGAACAGCCCGGGCAGGAUAUACGAUCAGAAGGUGCCAUCAGGACAUUGGGUGUCCAUAUGGCCAUGAUGUCACAUGCAGGGGUGUACAGCUGCAAGACAACAGAUGACACCAUGCAUUUUCAUGUGGAUGUAAAAGCUCCACCUUUGAAGUUUACAGCAAUGUCUGAAGCUGACAAGGAAAAGAGCGUCCAAGCUGGCAAUCAUCUGUGUCUUCAGUGUGAGCUCUCAGACCCCACUGCUGAAGUGGCCUGGUUUAAGGACGGGGCCCCGCUCCUGCCUCAGAGCGGAGUCGACAUCUUGUCGGAUGGAACCAUUAGAACCCUGAGCAUCCACUCAGCAGAGCUGUCCCAUUCCGGAAUGUACCGUUGUGAGACACUGGAUGACGCCGUCCAAUUUACAGUGGGAGUAAAAGCUCCACCUGUGAGGUUGUCAGCUGCUCCAGAAGCUGAGAGGACCAAGUCCGUCCCAGCAGGAGGUCCUCUUGUACUGCAGUGUGAGCUCUCAGACCCCACUGCCCAGGUCCACUGGUACAAGGAUGGGACCAAGCUCCUCCCUCAGAGGGGAGUAGACCUCCGGUCAGACGGUCUUACAAGGACACUGGUUGUCCAGUCUGCUGAAAUCUCUCACAGUGGAAUAUAUGAGUGUUUGACCGCCGAUGAUACCGUCACUUUCAAAGUGGACAUCAAAGGCCCAUUUCCACAGAUCUUGCCUGAUCCGUCAGUGGAGACAUACAAGUCCACUGGAGUUGACUCUUCCAUUGUCUUGCAAUCUCCUCCAUUGAGAUUUUCAGCACUUCCAGAAAUUGCACGGAACAAGUUUGUUGAAGCGGGCUGCCCAAUUAUACUUCAAUGUGAGGUAUCAGACCCUGCUGAACAGGUUUGCUGGCAGAAAGACGGGGUAAAACUCCUUCCAGAGAGGGAACUUGACAUCCGAUCGGAAGGCCCGUUGAGGGCAGUGAGGAUUGAAUCGGCGGAGUUCAGACACGCAGGACUGUACUGCUGUGAGGCUGUAGACGACCGCAUAGAAUUCAAGGUGGAUGUUGCAGCUCCACCUGUGAGGUUCUCAGCUGCUCCAGAAGCUGAGAGGACCAAGUCCGUCCCAGCAGGAGGUCCUCUUGUACUGCAGUGUGAGCUCUCAGACCCCACUGCCCAGGUCCACUGGUACAAGGAUGGGACCAAGCUCCUCCCUCAGAGGGGAGUAGACCUCCAGUCAGAGGGCACAGUGAGGACCCUGAUUAUCCAAUCAGCCACAUGUUCUCAAUCUGGGGCGUACAGUUGUAAAACAGCAGAUGAAAUCAGGGAUUUCUAUGUGGAUGUGAAAGCACCUCCAGUGACAUUUGCUGAUAUGCCAGGCGAAGACCUCUUCAAAAGUGUUGUGGAACAAGACCGUCUUACUUUGUCCUGUGAAGUAUCCAAAGUUGAUGCCACAGUCCAGUGGUACAAAGAUGGGGUUGAAAUGCAGCCUGGUGACGAUGUUGCCAUAGAAGCAGAUGGAGCCAGAAGGAGUCUGAUCCUUAAGUGUGCCCAGCUUGCAGACACAGGAACAUACACUUGCCGUGCGGGGGACACUGCUUUAAUGUUCAAGGUUAACAUACGAGAGCCUCCAGUGAUGAUUGUUCAUCCUAAAGAAGACGUCCAUCUUGAUCGGCACGUCCCAGAGGAAAUCAUCCUGAGCUGUGAACUUUCACGGCCAAAUGGUGUUGUGAACUGGUUUAAGGAUGGACAGAAGUUGCAAGAAAGCGAGAACAUCAAGCUGAAAGUUGAGGGCCCUUACCGUAGACUGAAGAUCCUCUGUAGUGGUGUGGAAGACUCUGGAGAAUAUGUCUGCCAUACAGCCGAUGACUCAAUAUUCUUCCACCUCAGUUUAACAGAGCCACCAGUUAGGAUUGUGUCCCCAAGCCAGUCCCAGAUGGAGCUCUGCCAGCAGGCAUCUGAGAGGAUGGUCCUGAGCUGUGAGAUAUCAAGACCCAAUGCGGUGGUGCGCUGGUACCGGGAUGGGCUGGAGGUGGAGGAGAACAACAACCUUAUCUUGGAGGUGGACGGCGUCUACAGAAGACUCAUCAUACCAGAGACGACUGUCAAGGACUCAGCUGAAUAUGUCUGUGACACAGCGGAUGACUCAGUGACAUUCUUUGUGAACAUUGCAGAGCCCCCGGUCAGGUUUGUGCGUCCCAGAAAGAUGGCCAGUGGGGUGGAGAAGUGUUUUGGAGAGAGUUUGGUGCUGGACUGUGAGGUGUCCAGACCGAACGCUGAGGUCAGCUGGAAGAAAAGUGGAGAAGAAAUGGAAGAGUCAAGCAAUCUGACCAUUGUUGAGGAUGGCGUAAUACGCCAAUUAACUAUUCAUUCACUAACCCUGGAGGAUGCCGGACAGUAUGUCUGUGAUGCCAAGGACGAUGUAAUGGACUUCCAAGUCAAGAUCAAAGAACCCCCAGUGAAAAUCGUGGGGAAAAGUGAUGCAACCACACAAAAGCAGUUCUUGGUAUCAGAUGACAUCAUUUUAGUAUGUGAGCUCUCAAGGGCCAAUGGUGUUGUCAGCUGGUACAAAGACAACCAUUUAAUUGAUGGCAAUGAGCACUACUCUUGCGAGGAGCAAGGGGCUUUUCGUUCAUUGGUCGUUCUGAACGCGGAGCUCAGAGACUCUGGAGAAUACUGCUGUGAUGCCAUGGACGACAAGAUGGUGUUCUGUAUUACUGUGCAAGAACCACCUGUCUCCAUCAUUGGGAACUCUGGUCAUCCAGAGAAACACAUUCUGGUUGCAGGAGACGACCUCAUUCUGGAGUGUGAAGUAUCUCGCCCGAAUGCCACCGUCCAGUGGUUAUGUAAUGGAAAGUUGCUGAGUUAUGACUCUCGUACAAACAUUGACAGUCACGAGACAACAAGGAAACUCGUUCUGUCAAGACUUCAGCCUUCGGACUCUGGAGAAUACACGUGUGAUGCAGGGGAGGACAAAAUGAGAACCCUGCUGGAAGUCCAAGAGCCUCCGGUGAAAUUCAUGAAUAAACAAGCGAUGAUGCUCUCUGCCUACGAGAAUGAGAGCGUGACUCUUUGUGCCAUGGUGAACCGAGAUAAGGCAAAUGUUCGAUGGCUGAAAGAUGGUCGAUUGUUGAAUGAAGAUAAUAUCCACAUCUCCAGUGAAGGCCACACUCACACCCUCAUCGUCAACCCGUUGAAGUUGUCUGAUAGUGGAGAGUAUGUCUGUGAUGUCACCACAGAUGAGAUGUAUUUCACUGUUCAAGUGAAAGAGAUGAAAUUGACAUUUACCAAACCACUGGAGAACAUUUCAGCCCUAAAAGACAGCAGUCUCACGUUACGAUGUGAGGUGAACAAGCCAAAGGGAGAUGUACAAUGGCUCAAGAACAACCGAGACAUCACCCCUAGCCGCCGUCACACCAUCAGGGCGCAGGGGCGAGAACGGAGCGUCACCAUUCACAAGCUAACAGCGGAGGAUGCUGGAGAGUAUUCCUGUGAAUCCACGGAUGACAGGACUGUUGCCACGGUCAUUGUGGAAAUUCCACGCAUAGUGGAGUUUAUUGCAGAGCUGCACAACAUAACAGUCCAGGAAGGGGAAGACGCCACCUUUAAGUGUGUUGUUUCGCCAGAGGACACAGAACUGGUCUGGCGCCUCGAUGGCAAGCUGUUGACUCCCAGCGAGCGGUUUGUGGUUUCCAGUAACGGACUGUGUCACAUGCUGUGCAUCCACACAUGCCGUGUCUCAGACAGCUCCACGGUGGCAGCCAGCGCAGAGGGCUUGUUGUCUGAAGCAAACCUCAGAGUUCAAGAGGAACAGACGCUGUUCACCAAAAAUAUGGCUCCCGUUGUGGCUGAGGAGUUCAGCGAGGCGACGCUGGAGGUGGAGGUGAGCCUGGGUUCCGGGGAGGUGCAGUGGAUGAGACAAGGAGUGGUCAUCCACCCAGGGCCCAAGUUCACCCUGAAGCAGAAGGGACGGAAACGCAGCCUCACCAUCCACAGGCUGGCCCUCUCCGACCGCGGCACCUACAGCUGUGAGACCCUCCAUGACCGCACGCAGGCCCUGCUCUCUGUGGAACCUAGAAAGAUUUCUUUCCGGAAGGGAUUAACUGACAUCCAGACCACGGAGCGUGAGACUGCGUCCUUCGAGGUGGAGCUGUCCCACACCAACGUAGUGGGCACCUGGCAUAAGAACGGGGUCCAGCUCAAGCCCAAUAAGCACUGGCGUAUGAGUGCUAAAGGACAUGUUCACAGCCUCACUAUCUCCAACCUGUCCCUGGAUGACACAGGCUCCUUUAUGUUCUGUGUGGAGAAUUUGAAAACGUCUUCAAGGCUUGUUGUUAAAGAACCACCGGUGACAUUUCUGAAAACCCUGGAGGACAUUAGACGCCCUGAAGGAGCUGUGGUGUCUAUCGAAUGCGAAUUGUCACGACACAACGUAGAAGUAAAAUGGAUGAAAAAUGGGUCUGAGAUGAAUUCAUGCCAGGACUACAGGAUCUAUGGCAUGGGCAGAAAGCGCUUCCUCCAGAUCCUGAAGAGUACCGUAGAAGACUCUGGCGUGUACGUGUGCGAUGCUGGAGAAGCCAGCACUUCCUGCACCGUGGAGGUCUACGAGCGCGAGCUGCAGGUGCUGCAGGGCUUGGAGGACCUGGAGAUGCAGGAGGACCAGAAUGCCGUGUUUGUGUGUGAGAUCUCCCUGGAAGACGUGCCGGGGGAGUGGUUCAAGGACGGGGAGAAGAUAAUUCCCACCAGCACCAUCAAAAUACGCCAGGAAGGGACCAAGCAUUUCCUCCUGAUGUGUAAUGUGAGAGGAGAGGAUUCUGGAGAGAUCAAGUUUGUCGCCAAACACCUAGAAUCAAUAGCCUACCUGGAAGUAGAAGAGCUGCCGGUGAGCAUCGUAAACGCGCUCCAGGACCGGACGGCGCUUGAGAAGCAGCGCGUGGUUCUAGACUGCACAGUGUCCAACCCGCGUUGCAGCAUCCGUUGGUACAAAGGACUGAACGUCAUUCUGCCCUCCGAGCGCUUCGAGAUCUGCAGUGAGGGCUGCUGCCGCAAGCUGGUCAUCCAGCAGGUGGCGCUGGAGGACGAGGGCACGUACAGCGUGCAGGUCGGGGACUACACCUGUUCAGCCAGGCUGACCGUGGAAGCCCAGUCUCUCCUGAUGGUGAAGGAGCUGGAAGACACACAGGUGGUGGCUCCAGAAGAGGCCUGCUUUGAGUGUGAGGUCUCCGUGCCUGUCCUCAAGGCCCCCCUGUGGACAUUGAAGGGGGAGGCCCUGCAGCAAGGCCCCAGGGUGAGUCUGGAGAGGAUGGGGACCGUCCACAGACUCACCCUGCGCCAGACCUCUGUGGAAAUGAGUGGCCCGGUCGAGUUCACAUCAGGGAAAGCCAGGAGCAAAGCCCAGCUUCAUGUCACAAGUGACCCAUGAAUGACGGAAUCAUCUUGAUGUUUUGAACAUCCAAAAGAGAUGGAUCGCUAACUGUUUAUUGUGUUAAUAUUUGAAAUGGGAAUUCAAACUCCGGAGGUAAAAAAUGUAAUUUGAUAUUUUCUUAAUGACUUCGAAUUAAGGGUGAAAGAGUGUUUAGAUCUUUAACAGUAAUUUGAAAUGUUUUGUAUCUUUGUUGUCCAGCACAGAUCAUCAUACUCACAUAGCUUAUUUAGUGGUCCUAGUUAUAUCUGCUAAUCAACCGUUUAGCGGUCUGGAGAAGAUCACAAUUUGAUGGAAUAUAAAAGCAAAAAUAUGUCCAUUACAUAAGGUGAAAGUAUAAUUGGAGGGUUUAUUUUAUUAGUAGGGGGGCUGAAACAUCCCAAUGUCUCUAAUAGAAUUGAUAAGCUCUUAUGAAUGUGCACACAGGUGAUGCCCACUUAAGGUUGCAUAAAUUAUUUAUGUUAGUUCUCAUUAGUGUAGUUCUCACAGUAGUAGAUUUUACUGCAAAGUUUGUUUAUUUAUUAGGCAAAAGUCAUAUUUAUUAAUUGUUCAGUUGUCAGUUUAAUAUAUCAAUGUCAUAGUUUCAUGUGUAAUUUCCAUCUGUUGUCCAUUGUAUAGACAUUGUUUUUUACACUUUGAGAUUUUUGAAGGCAGACAUUCAAGGUACGGUGAAGAAUGGGUUCUGUCUAGCAAAAUGAGGCUUGUAAUAUAAAUAUACUGGGCCAAAAUUGGGUACAUUUACAGUAGGAAAGCAGAAGACUGAAUUGUUCUUUAUAUUUAUGGUCUUGCUCAAUUAAAGCAUAGUAGUUUAGGAAAAGUUUAAAGUAAUACUAGAUUUAAUGAGGAAUAAAUAAUGUAUUCAUGUGAAUUGAAGUCAGUUCCAUAUUCCAUUGUUUUUCAUUUUGUGUGAUUCCAACACCCCACCUUAUACUGAAUAUCAGUGUAUGCAUCAUUCAUUGUAGUGAAAUAUGAGCUUGCUCAAUAAAACAUGCUUUAUUGUUGCAAAGUUCAAAUACAGUUUCUAGUUUUUUUUUCCUUAUAGAAUUGAUGAGCAGCAAUUAUUCACUCAAACUUGUUUUGCCAGUCUCUUAACUCGGGUGGCAAUGUUAAUACUCAUUGAAUACAGUAAAAAAAAAAAAAAACAUUAUUGUAAAAAGGGUUUACAACAUGUUCAUUCUUAAAAUUAAAAGAUGAUAAUGAUCAAAUUAACUCAACAUUUUGUAUUUCUGUUAAUGCAAAUACACACUGGCACAGUCACAUACAACAUACACACACACGCGCGCACACACACACCAGACUGUGCCAAAUACUACCUGGGCUAGCCAAAGGGUCUGUGGUUAGCCUGGGCUAGCUACAGGGUCUGUGGUAGGCCUUACUCAUCAACAUGAUAACUCAGGUUCAUUCACCAACACACAAGUUGCAAAGUAAUAUCACAUUUUAACAGCUAAGGAGAGCAAACAAAUUGUGCUUGUGUAAAUCAUGUCAUAUUGUACUUUUCUAGAACAUCUUGGUAGAUUAACAACCAUACUUCCUGACUCUGUACUAGCAUUAAAACAAGUUAGCAUUUGAUAUAUUUAUUUCCAUAAAGUUUGUCUAAAAAUAUGAAAGUGACAUAUUUUGACAUGUGAAAUAUAGCAAUGUUAGAAAUAAAUCAAAACAACCUUUUACAUUCAUGAUAAUUUGUCCUCAUGUAUGUUGAUAUCAGUGCAUCUUAAUGGUGCACAGAAAUGCACAAAUGGCGAAAAGGUAAAAACAAUGUUGAUUGGAAAUAGAUUGAAAUCUAAAAACUGAAAAAGGUUUUGAAUAAAAUUACAAUGGAUUUGAUUGUCAUUUAGAAGACACACCGGCCCAGACUUCACCAGGGUUCAACAGUAAUCCUCACGGCUCUGGGACAGUUAUUCAGUUGUGACCUAGGCAUUCUAACAUUCACUUGUGAGAACAGACUCUUGUUCAGCACACAUUUGGUUUUUCAUACGAGAAUCAAUGGCAUAUUCAGCCAUACCUUCUAAAUCCUUAUGAAGUGUGGAAGUCUGCCAUGGUAGUGAUACUGUGUGCCUACUGAGCAAGGAUCAUCCUCUGUUCUAGUAGCCAGACAGAGGUUUAUGUGUUGAAUGAUCAGUCAUCACUUGAGCGCAUACCUGUCUUUUAGUCAAAUGAAGUGUAAACUAUUUCUGAUAAAGAUAAUGACUGAUGGGGAGAGAGAAUCAAUCCUAAAGGCUCCUCUACACUAUAAGACUUGACACACAAGUAAUGGCUUGAGUAUUUUGCACAUAUUAAACUCUUUAUUA
Messenger RNA from Hypomesus transpacificus, 13380 nucleotides. RefSeq names its product obscurin-like protein 1. The transcript has 39 exons. NCBI's taxonomy places the organism in Eukaryota, Metazoa, Chordata, Actinopteri, Osmeriformes, Osmeridae. The record is from RefSeq and is a predicted model, not a curated record. Gene Ontology annotation, molecular function: protein binding. The coding region runs from base 686 to 11092 and encodes 3468 amino acids.